AUGGUUCCUCCAAGUUCUGACAAAAAGGUAAAGAGUGCUGCUGCUGCUGCUGCCACUGCUACUACGAAUUCCAGAUCUGUUAAUACGUCGAAGCUUAGCGAGAAGUCCAAUGGUCCAUUGGUGUAUACGCCUUUAUCUGAGAUUCCCAAAGGGGUUGAGAGAUUGACCAGGGCAUUUCACGAAAAGCAAAAGACCCAUUCGAUUCAGUUUAGAUUGAAUCAAUUGAGAAACUUGUAUUUUUUACUUAAGGAUAAUUCUGAAGCCUUGUGUGAUGCCUUAUCAAAAGAUUUCAAUAGGUCUCCUUCUGAGACCAGAAACUUGGAGCUUGCCGGGGCUACAAGUGAGCUUCUCCAUGCCAUGUCGAGUUUACAUAAAUGGGUUAAACCAGAAAAAGUGACUGAUUUACCAUUGACUGCAAGUUUGAAUCCAGUUUAUAUUGAGAGAAUACCUUUAGGGGUUGUUCUUAUUAUUUCUCCAUUCAAUUAUCCAUUUCUCUUAUCGUUUAAUUCGAUUGCUGGUGCAAUUGCUGGUGGGAAUGCGGUUGUUUUCAAACCUUCGGAAUCAACUCCUCAUUAUUCUCAACUUUUCACUUCUUUAUUAACUCAAGCUUUAGAUCCAGAUAUCUUUUACGCAGUUAAUGGUGCCAUUCCUGAAACCACGGUUGUUUUGGAUCAAAAAUUUGAUAAAAUCAUGUACACUGGUAACAACACCGUGGGUACCAUUGUUGCUAAGAAGGCUGCGGAAACUUUAACCCCUGUAUUGUUAGAAUUGGGUGGUAAAUCUCCUGCUUUUAUUUUGGACGAUGUUAAAGAUUCAGAUUUAAAAGCCAUUGCUAAUAGAAUUGUAUGGGGUCGUUUUGCUAAUGCCGGUCAAACUUGUGUUGCUGUUGAUUAUGUCUUGGUUCAUGAAUCGGUUAAACAAAAAUUGAUUAGCAAGAUUGAAUCAGUUAUCAAGGAAGAUUUUUAUCCAAACUUGACUAAAGAUGAUCCUUCUUAUACCCAUUUGAUUCACAAUCGUGCUUUUAAUAACUUAUCCAAGAUUCUUGACACCACUAAAGGUGAUAUCAUUGUUGGUGGUGAAAGAGAUUCGGCCUCUAAUUAUAUUUCUCCAACCGUGGUUGAUAACGUUGAUUGGAAUGAUUCAACCAUGCAACAAGAACUCUUCGGUCCUGUGUUACCAAUAAUAACCUAUUCUAAUUUAGCAGAUGCAGUUACAGAAGUUGUUAGACGUCAUGAUACUCCUUUGGCUCAAUACAUCUUUACCAGUGGAGCCACCUCGCCCCAGAAAAAUGAACAAGUUAACCUUAUUUUCAAAUCGAUUAGAUCAGGGGCCCUUUUGGUUAACGAUGUCUUGAUGCAUGUUGCCUUGGCUAAUGCUCCUUUUGGUGGUAUUGGUCAAUCCGGUUUGGGUGGUGGUUAUCAUGGAUUCUUCUCAUUCCGUACUUUUACCCAUGAAAGAACGGUUAUGGAAAAUGACUUGAAAGUUGACUUUGCCCUCGCUUCUAGAUACCCUCCUUAUAGCUCAAACAAAGAUGGGGCUGUUUCCGCUGCUCUCAUUCCUUAUAAUGAUGUCGCUUGGUUUAAUAGAACUGAUGAUGUUAGAAUUAAUGGUCCUAACCCAAUUUGGGGUUUCUUUCAUACCAUCGCUGGUGUCGGUGGCUUGGUAAGUGCUUUCAUCAACUCUAGAAAAGCUUAG
Hyphopichia burtonii NRRL Y-1933 is the source of this 1695-nucleotide messenger RNA. Its product is annotated as aldehyde dehydrogenase family protein. The record is from RefSeq and is a predicted model, not a curated record. The coding region runs from base 1 to 1695 and encodes 564 amino acids. Gene Ontology annotation, biological process: aldehyde metabolic process. Gene Ontology annotation, cellular component: cytoplasm. Gene Ontology annotation, molecular function: aldehyde dehydrogenase (NAD+) activity. The transcript is spliced from 2 exons. NCBI's taxonomy places the organism in Eukaryota, Fungi, Ascomycota, Pichiomycetes, Serinales, Debaryomycetaceae.